Marasmius oreades (fairy-ring Marasmius) is the source of this 1555-nucleotide messenger RNA. RefSeq lists its product as uncharacterized. Gene Ontology annotation, molecular function: glutaminyl-tRNA synthase (glutamine-hydrolyzing) activity. The record is from RefSeq and is a predicted model, not a curated record. The coding region runs from base 26 to 1555 and encodes 509 amino acids. Lineage: Eukaryota; Fungi; Basidiomycota; Agaricomycetes; Agaricales; Marasmiaceae. The transcript has 6 exons. Gene Ontology annotation, biological process: glutaminyl-tRNAGln biosynthesis via transamidation; mitochondrial translation.
CAACGUUCGAAGAAAAGCCGUAUGUAUGGCUCGCCUUUUCUCCGAUGCCUGGCAAGUCGUUAUUGGCAUCGAAACUCACGUCCAGUUGAAAUGUCGUCAAAAGCUAUUCUCAAGGGCCACGAACGGACUUCUCAGUGACUCUCCCAAUUCUCGAUAUAACGUUUUCGACGCAGCUUUCCCCGGAACGCUUCCCAAACUCAACCCGAAAUGCGUGGACUUGGCUGUUCGAGCUGCUUUAGCAUUGAACUGCAACUUGAAACCAAGAUCAAAUUUUGACAGAAAACAUUAUUUCUAUCCUGACCAACCGGUGGGGUAUCAAAUUACUCAAUACUACUCACCAUUCGCCCUCGACGGGACCCUUACCCUUCCAAAACUGGGUAGACGUGUCCGAAUCAAGCAGAUUCAGCUCGAGCAGGACACCGGGAAAUCAGUUUUCGACUACAAAACACAGUCUACUCUAGUUGAUUUGAACCGGGCGGGAGCUGGACUAAUUGAAAUAGUUACAGAGCCGGACUUGAGGUCUACAGAAGAAGCUGCGGAGUAUGUGCGCUCACUGCAAACGUUAUUAAGAAGUAUGGGAGUCAGUGAUGGAAACAUGGAAGCAGGUUCUCUGAGAUGUGAUAUCAACGUUUCCUUGAACCGACAUGGCGAACCCCUUGGAACGCGCUGUGAGAUCAAGAACAUCAACAGUGUAAGAUUUAUGGUUGCGGGCAUUCAACACGAAAUUGAACGUCAGAAAAGUAUUCUUUGUGCACCAUCACCUAUGCAAGUCAGCCAGGAAACGCGAGGUUUUGACGAGCAUCGUUGGGAAACCUACACGAUCCGUUCAAAGGAGGAUGCCCCCGAUUAUCGAUACAUGCCUGACCCGAAUUUGGGAACUCUUACCCUUGAUGAGAAUACCAUUGAACACGUCCGAAACCGCUUACCACCGACACCUGAAGCCACUCGGAAUCGUCUCAUUAAUACCUACGGGCCCCGUGGUGUCAGUGAGGAUAGCAUUGACGUAUUGAUGGGAUUGGACUCUUCCCUAGAUGUACCUUUCGAUGGCGGCACCAUUUCGAACCAUGAAAGUCACUCGACGAAUUCUGUAGCUUACUUCGACACUUUAUGCAAAGGAAGGGAUCCACGCGAGGUCAUCAACUGGAUCACUCAAACCCUCCUUGGCCUUCUUUCCACGAUGGGAAAAUCAUUUUCUACAUCUUACCUUGCAACUUCACAGAUGGGUACUCUCAUAGAUCUGGUCUCAAAUGGAGAAAUGACGAGAUCGUCCGGGAGGUUACUUUUACGACACAUCCUCCUCCAUUCACCAUCCCCUGAUACGUCAAUAAGAAGGCUCGCGAAGGACCUCGAUCUCAUCUCUAUCGGCCCCACUGACCAUGCAGACGAAAUAUGUCGACGCGCAAUUGAAGCCCUUCCCUCUGAAGUUGCUGCCAUUAGGUCAGGCAACAAGAAUGUCUUGAAUAGACUGAUAGGAUGGGUCGUGAGAGAGACCAAGGGCAAAGCGGAUGUGCAAAAAACAAGAAGUCGGCUGGAGGAUCUGAUAUCGAAAAUGUAG